Babjeviella inositovora NRRL Y-12698 is the source of this 2399-nucleotide messenger RNA. Its product is annotated as WD repeat MDV1/CAF4 family protein. Gene Ontology annotation, molecular function: protein binding. The record is from RefSeq and is a predicted model, not a curated record. NCBI's taxonomy places the organism in Eukaryota, Fungi, Ascomycota, Pichiomycetes, Serinales. The transcript has a single exon. The coding region runs from base 329 to 1984 and encodes 551 amino acids.
GCACUAUCGGCGCCGAGAAACUCUUGAACUCUUUUGCUACAUUUCACUGAGAUAUCUACACAGAUAUAUAAAACUAUUAUUCCUAUCACACAGUUAGGCACAGUGAGAACUAUUACCUGAGGUGAUCUAAUCCACAAAUAGCAUCCACUGGGGCCAACUGACCGUACAUAGCACACCCAGUUCAGUCUCUCCAGUUCCCAGAUACCGUCUAUUCAGGCUCUGAUUCCUCCACCCACACAUUCCAGCUCAGUUUCGUCACUGUCAAAGUCUGAGUUCGGACCAUUAGCAUAACGUAGAUUCCAGCUACGAUACACACUCAGACUCAUUAAUGAACUUGGGAGACGAUUACUUGGCGAGCACCACUCGACUCAGCAAAGCGAUUGCCACCACAGCGUCUUCACUCGUGCAACAGUCGACGCAAUCACGCGCGUCGCUUUUGCAGAACCCGCACUACACGCAGGCGAUGGUGUCGACGCUCAACGGCUCGCGCAAGGUGCUGCUCCGGCUGAAAACAACGUCAGAGUUGCUCCGCGGGCGCUUUAGUACGCGCGAGCAGAUCUACCGUGCUACGACCGAGCUUGCAGACGAGUUAUUACAGGACUUGCCGGACCAGAAGUCCGCCUACAGCUUGUUCCAGGGUUUCAACGCCGUGCUACCUGAUAUUGAUGACGUUAUUAAGGAGGAUACCCAGGAUAAGACCGAUGGAACCCAGAAGGCGAUAACGGAUGGUCAGAUGAAUGACCCCUUGCCCAAAGGGAUCACGCAUCAGAAACUUAAGACGUGUCAGAAUCCCAAGAUCCUCGCGAGCUAUCAAAAGCAGAUCAACUACAAACUCGACUUGAUUGAGAUUCGCAAGGGCUUGGCCGCGGCAGAGAUUGGCGAAAUCGACGAGAAGAUCCAGCAAUUACACGAAAUGCGUGCGGUAGUGUUGCUGCGGGUGCAAAAGUUUGAAAAAGACGAGACAUACCUUGAGCUGCAGCUCGAGGAACUCGCCGAUAGAAUCAGCUUGGUCAAAGAUGUAGAGCCGGCCAGCCCUGAGCCUGAAGUGGAAACUCCGCGCCGCAAGACAAAGCCAACGUCACAGCAAUACUACGAGAGUGGCUCGCAGAUCACGCGUUUCCAGGCACACGAGGAACGCAUCACCACGUUCGAUUUCGACGUUCCCUUCGGUACCAUGUGCUCGGCAGCCCUCGACAACACGGUCCGGGUCUGGGAUUUGUCCCAAACCAAGUGCAUUGGGUUGCUCGAGGGCCACAACGCGGCGGUUACGAGCUUGCAGAUGGACAAUCACACGGCAGUGACAGGGUCGCUCGAUGCCACGUUGAAGUUGUGGGACUUGCGCCACAUGGAUGAGGGUGAGAGCCCGAUGGUGCACAGCUUCGAGAGCCACAUGGACGAGGUUACUGCGUUACACUUCCAUCACGACACCUUGGUUAGUGGCUCGGCUGAUCGCACCAUCCGCCAGUGGGAUAUGACCACGGGUCAUUGCAUGCAAACAUUAGACGUGCUCUGGGUGCAGAGCCUGGCGGGCUUUGCGCCACUGAGUUUCAUCGGUGCGUUGCAGUGCUACGACGCGGCGCUCGCGCUGGGGACCGCAGACGGGGUUGUCCGCUUGUGGGAUCUCCGCAGCGGUGAGGUCGUUCGUGAAUUGGUCGGCCACACGGGGUCCGUCACGUGUUUACAGUUUGAUAGCCAGCACUUGGCUUCGGGCUCGGCUGACCGCUCUAUUCGCAUCUGGGACUUACGCAUGGGCGGAUUAUUUGAUGCAUUUGCAUACGAGUCGCCAAUUAGUAGCUUGCAGUUUGACGCGCGGAGGAUAGUAUCCACGAGCAGCGAUAGUUCUGUGAGGAUAUAUGAUCGUGUGGACCAGAGACACUGGAGCGUCGGGGAAGAAGAGGCGUCGGAGUGUGUGUACGCGCGGUACAAGGAGGGGUAUCUUUUGGAGGGGAGAGUUGAUGGGAGCGUGGGGGCAUGGGCGGUGUAAGGUGAACACGGCGUGGUGCGAAGCGUAAAACAUUGGGCCGGAUAGCACGAGAGACAUUUGAGGUGGUGCUGGGAAUAUGAGCACUGGAACACCCGAAUGUGUAAACGGGGUUUGCGGGAGCUGUCUAUGCUUUUCUAUUUUCAUUGGUUUACUGGGUAAUUUUGUUGGUUGUUUUUGCGGACAUUAAUUAGUUACUUCCAAUUAUGGGGGUUUGCCACUGCCCGCUUUACGGUUGCUUCCGUGCAUUUCCUUUGGCUCCUUCCCCAGUAUCAUCCCUCUGUCUUCACCUUUCUAUCUCGGCGAGCACUGCUCGUAUUAGCACACCUCACCCUGCAUUAACCUGUCUGAAAAAAUGUAUAUAUUUAAUUCUGUUUAUAGUUGGAAUCAAACGGUUUUCGAUUUAUUAGCAACAAAC